This is a messenger RNA of Puntigrus tetrazona (Sumatra barb), 2147 nucleotides long. It is a transcript of the gene pfn4, whose product is annotated as profilin family member 4. The transcript has 4 exons. Gene Ontology annotation, cellular component: cell cortex. Lineage: Eukaryota; Metazoa; Chordata; Actinopteri; Cypriniformes; Cyprinidae. Gene Ontology annotation, molecular function: actin monomer binding. Bases 70 to 453 code for a protein of 127 amino acids. The record is from RefSeq and is a predicted model, not a curated record.
GGGGUUUAGUCGUCAACGCGCAAUAUCUAAUAAACGCCUGUGGCGCUUUCUGAGGCGGUGUGUUUAAAUAUGAACCCAUUUCCAAAGUUACUGGAAGGCUGUCUCAUUGACACAAAACAUGUCGAGUCCGCGGCGGUAUUUGUGGCGAAAACUGGCGAUGUAACGGCCGCGUCCAACUUCACAGUCUGUCCGGAAGAAACGCAGGUGUUUCUAGACGCAUUCAAGCACGUGCAUGUAACGAGGCAGAGAGGACUCGACUUCAGGAACAAACACUACACCUGUGCGCGCGCUGACAAACACUCCAUAUACGCGAAACGCGAAGGGCGUGGCCUGAUAUUGGUGAGAACUGCACUGUAUGUGAUUGUUGCCACAUAUUCACAGAGCAUGCAUCCAAGCAUCUGCGUGGAAGCCGUUGAGAAGCUAGCCGACUAUCUGCGUGAAAAGGGAAACUGAAGCUCAUCGUAUCAGACCCCGAAGAGGUAAAGAAUCCAUUCAGCGCUGUUUCAGUACGGCCGGGACAAACGGGAAACAUAAAAAGCAUGUUUUUGGAUUCAUGUAAUGGGAUUUUAAUUUACACAUCGAGAUUUGGCAUCUUAAAAUAUACACACAACCAUAGUUUUACAUCUGAACACUGAACAUAAUGACACACCGAACUCAACUGCCACAACUUAGGCAACAAGAUCUUUCACAGAAAGAAGAUAAAAAACAAUAGACUGCAAAACAGAACAAAACCUAUUGCAACUGUAAGUUAGUGGUGUUACCAUUCGUUUAAACAGAGAAUAUGUUACACAGUCUUACAUUAUUCAGCUUUUUUUGUUUUAGCAUAAUAAAUCUUAAUGAGUUGAAGAUGUUUAAGUUUUGUAAGACAGGUAGACAGAGCAGAAACAAUCUAUAAUGUUUGACCUGAUCAUUCACAGUGUUGAAGUUUGUAGCAGUCAUCUGUCAUUAUAAUAAGCUCGUAUCAACUGAACCAAUUAGAGAUCAGUCUAAUUUGCAUUUUCAUGUUGCACACGUGUAUAUUUUAUACUUUGUUUUUUUUCAUCGCAGAACAAUAACACGGUUACAUUUAAAAUACACAGUUCUUCCGAAUCAAUCCUUAAAGCCCAUUCGUCAUUCAUGCAUCACAUCAGUGCUUAUUUAAUGUGCUCCUUGAUAACCAUGAGAAACCACAGACUUGAGAAUAAGCAGGAGCUUGUCCGUUUACCCAUCACGCAAACCUAUUCAUUUACCAGAGCCCUGUUUCGGUGUAUAUAUAUUUUAGUGCUUUCGUAAUACACAGUUCAUCCUUUAAUAAGACAGAAACCAUAAACACAUUUGCGUAAAGGUGUUGGUGUUGAUCGAAUAUUUAAAAAAAUAAAAUUAACAUAAUAAUAGUAUGCACCGUCAGUCAGUAGAUUUUAUAUUCUUAAUUACUGAAAUAAGCAUGAAUUCUCAGGUGUGUGUAUAUGUUUUAUGAAAAUGAGCACGAUGUAAAUAUGACAUUAAUAUGAAGGAAUUAAUACAGGUAGGAAAUACUUCAUGACCUGAGUGUUCUUUGCAUUGUUGUUUGCUUUUGUUUAGUUUCUGUUUUUCUUUAAACCUGUAACGAAAUCAAUUACUGCAUGAUUCAUAUUCGCUGUUAUGAACUUCACAUAAAAUACACACAAAUAAUAAGGAAUGCAAGGUUUUCACACAAUAAUAAGCAUUUGGCAAAAUGUAAAGUGUGUGUGUGGUAUGAAGGUGUCCAGGAUGGCACAAUUAAGAUCGAUCCAAUUGUGCUUGUUUUGAUUUUAAGGAAAUGGAGUAGUAAAAUAAUUUAGGGAUAAAAUGUUUUUUUUAUGAAAGGUCACUUGAAGUUUUAAAAGACUACCUUGUCUAAAUCACCUGAGAGAUACUAAUGCUGGCUUUAUACCUACAUCUGAGUUUAUUUAUCAUUAUUUUUUAAUUUGAUGAAAGCUUUACAUUUCUCUCUGCAUGUUUUAUGACAAAUGCUCAAAAAACCUUUUAUACUAUGUACUAAAAUAACUGUAUUCCCUCAUAUAUAUCUUUACAACCUUGGACAAAGCCAACAGACAGCUUUUUUUUUAAUAGCGUAAUGUAAUUGCCUUGUUCGUUAUGAAUAAUGCUUUUGGCACUUUAACCGUAACCUCAUCAAUAAACAGACAAAU